This is a messenger RNA of Ornithorhynchus anatinus (platypus), 3022 nucleotides long. RefSeq names its product regulator of G protein signaling 8 (gene RGS8). The coding region runs from base 812 to 1354 and encodes 180 amino acids. Lineage: Eukaryota; Metazoa; Chordata; Mammalia; Monotremata; Ornithorhynchidae. The transcript is spliced from 8 exons. The record is from RefSeq and is a predicted model, not a curated record.
GGUGCAGGAGAAAUUGGGAGGCCAGCAGUCCCAUGAGGCAUGGAGGAGAAUUCAAAUGUGUGACCUGUUCUGAAGACGUUGCUCCCUCCACAUUUAUCACAUCCCGUUACACCCAAUAAGGCACCUCCCCGGCACGCUAAUAGAUUUGAUUUCACUCUGCCGUCUCUGCUGUCUGGGCAAGAGCCGGAUGAUCUCUGAUCCCAGAGCAGCGACCGAUCCAGAAACCCCAGUCGGGCUCAUCAGAGCCGGGCCCUUCCCUUCUGAUGCUUGAUCCCUGGUUAAUCAGGGGUGGCAAGAAGGGAAUACCCUGUGUCUGCUCGCCCUCGGCCGGGGUUUCGGAAGCAGGGAGAACCUUGAGCGGAUGCUGGUUUGCCUGUAACUGAAGCCAGAGGACCGGGGGGUAUCAGGUGAGGGAGGAAGAGGAGGGCGAAGAGAGACAGUCCAGACUCCGAUCAGAGCUCUUUAAUCAGCAGCUCCUCUGACCAUACAGUUGGCAAGGACCUACAGGCUGUGACGACAGGUCAAAGGCAGGAUGUCCUGGCGUGCUCAAGCCUGGUGGUCUCCUUGAGGUCUUGGUGGGGGAGUGCUCACCUUGGGGUACAGCUCUCACCCUGAACCCCCCCCGACGUUGAAGUUCUGAGUGGGCCGAGUCCAACUUUUUGCCCCAGGAAUCUAUUGCGGGAAAGAGGAGAUCGGCUGCGGGGGGUGAGAGGACGCGAGAGAGUAACUCCCUCUUCCCCGCAGUCCUACCUCCCGCCCUGACGGCCUGCAAGCCAGCCCAUUAAAGGGUUAACCAUAAUCGGAUGCCUGCAUGGCUGCCUUACUGAUGCCUCGGAGGAACAAAGGGAUGAGGACUCGACUGGGUUGCUUGUCUCACAAAUCAGAUUCGUGCAGUGAUUUCACGGCUAUUCUCCCAGACAAGCCCAACAGGGCUCUAAAAAGGCUGUCCACAGAAGAGGCCACGCGGUGGGCAGAUUCCUUCGACGUCCUCCUCUCCCAUAAGUAUGGGGUGGCGGCGUUCCGCGCCUUCCUGAAGACAGAGUUCAGCGAGGAGAACCUGGAGUUUUGGCUGGCGUGUGAGGAGUUCAAGAAGACCCGCUCGAAUACCAAGAUGGUCUCCAAGGCCCACAGGAUCUUCGAGGAGUUUGUCGACGCGCAGGCUCCUCGGGAGGUGAACAUCGACUUCCAGACCAGGGAGGUCACGAGGAAGAACAUGCAGGAACCAUCCUUGUCCUGCUUUGACCAGGCCCAAGGGAAAGUGCACAGCCUCAUGGAGAAGGACUCUUACCCCAGGUUCCUACGAUCCAAAUUGUACACAGACCUGCUGACGCAGAGCCAGAGGAGGCUCAGCUAGAGCCGAGGCAGGGUCCCUCGGGAACGGCGGGCUUCCCCCCCACCCCCCGCCCCCAGCUGCCCCAAACCAUCUUCAUCGGCGUCUCAGAGCAGUCGAGGGUGGGGGUGGGGAGAGGCUGCAGUAGGGGAGAGAUCGGUGGGAUCCAGCUGGGACAGUAGGGACUCUUUCCCAUUUGCCUGGUCGUGUGUGUGUUUUGGUUUGUGGUAGCAUUUACAGCUGUCACCCUGCUGGGGGGGACAGCAGCUUGCCCCCAUAAUGCAAUGGGUCAACUGCCCAGAGAAGGCAGGUUGGCUCCGCUGGGCUAAUCUGUAAAUAACGCAAAUGCAGUUCUCCCGCUGGUUCCCUCACUCUCCCUCCCUCCAGACCCAAGCUGCUCAGAGAGGAGAGGCCAGGACAGCCGUGGGGAGCGGGGCGUGGAUGUGACUGGCCAUGCCGAGGCUGGGGUCCCGGGAACCUGGGCCUCCUUAUGCCAGAGAGGGGGACUGAGCCUGGCCUGUUAGUAACCCACAGGAAGCCACUAAAUCAUCAGGUUUGGCGUUUUCUGCCAUUUCCACCGCUGGGGAAAGGGCAGGGCCAGCAUGUGGGGCUGGAGGACAUGAGGGAAGGUGAGCAGUCUGAGAAGCUUUAUCCUAAAUGAUCAAGCUGAUGACACUCCCCAUCCCCCAUCAGCUCCCUUCCCCAAUAUUCCCAGGAAGAAGCCUGAGGCAGACAGGGUUGGGCCCACUGAAGCGGAGCUGUGUCCAGAGGGGCUUCCCUGCAUGGGUGUUUUCUAAUCAUUUUGACCUGGAAGAGGAAAUUAAGGGUAAGCAUCCCUCUAGAACAUCAGCAAGGGAGCAACUUGAAAGCCCCUGCUUUCAGGCCUGCCUUCAAGUUACUGAAAGUUUCCAAGCCCCCAACCCCCUGCUUAAAAUUUCUUUAUCUCUAACCCAAGUGGACCGGCCACUGGAGUGGGCAGCGGGAUAACUGGGGAUGAGGGUAUAUUUCCCCAGAGUUACCCAGCUCACUGAGAAGAAGUUAGAUUCACUGGCACAGUGUCUAAUCUCUGCCACUACCCCUUUCUGUGCCUCUCCUGGCCUGGACCAGCGACUACAAUGUUUCCCGGGGGAGGGGUGGACCACAGUGAAAAGCUUUAUCCAGUGUGGGCCUAGGAUAUAACCCUCAUCUGUCCUGAAAAAUUCCAGUAACAGAGAUGUCCCAGGAAUAGCUGGCAGGCCUUCCCUGCGGUGCUGUACCUGAGGUUCAAGGUGGAGGGCAGGAAUUCAAGGAGGUCCAGGAGGAAAGUGUGGGGGUCAUAUAGGACGGGGCGAGGAUUGUGCUGGGAGAUGAUUGCAGAGUGCACUGCUGCAGCUCUGUAAGAUGUUCGGGAAAUGCUAGCAAGCAGGAUGUGUGAUCAUGAGUUGCCUACUCUGUGCUUCCUACCCGGACCAACUGGCCAUAGGUCAGAGAUGGUGGGCCGGGAGACCAGGAGGGAAUCUGACAGCUGCUUGGUCUCCCCGAAUCUCAGAAUUUCCCAAGGGAUUCGUUGCUGAAUGGGUCUGAUGUGGCAGUGAGCCCUGCCUGUCACCAGGGCCCUGGAAAUAAUACUACUACAAAUAAUAGUUAUGGUAUUUGUUAAGCGCUUACUAUGUGCCAGGCACUGUACUAAGCACUGGGGUGGGUACAAGCAAA